AUGAAUUUGGCUGCUAAAUUAUGGAUCACAAAUCGCAGUGAUUGUGAACUGCUUGUGCAAUAUGUGAUGCAAUUGGCACGAUUUGAUCAGAGUUACGAUAUUCGUGACAGAUGUCGAUUUCUGCGAAAUUUGCUUUUCACUGAUAACAAAUUAUCAGCAUCUGCGAGCGAAAUUUUCAACACCGAAAAACCAUCACCAGCUUCGCAGAGUACCUUCAAAGGUAAGAGUUUUGGAAAUAAUAAAGAACUGGUGACAAAAGGCAGGCAUUGUUUAUUGAUAAGUAGUAGUGCUGUCAUGCGAAAGUUAGUGGAACACCCAAUUUAUUUGCGGUUAAAUUUUCAUCGUUUCGGUGGUAAAAUAGUGAUAAUGGGCCAUGCUAUAAGAGAUUUUUAA
This is a messenger RNA of Gongylonema pulchrum, 393 nucleotides long. NCBI's taxonomy places the organism in Eukaryota, Metazoa, Nematoda, Chromadorea, Rhabditida, Gongylonematidae. The record is from the annotation of a GenBank genome assembly.